AUGUUAGUAGUCAAACCAUAUGUUUUUAAAAACGAUAAUAAAAAUUAUUAUAAAAAGAAUAAGAUAGUAAAAAAAUAUGAUCAAAUAAAUCCAGCUUAUAGAGCAAAUCAUAAUUAUGAUCUUCGUUUAAUUAUUCUCCGUCAUGGUGAACGUAUUGAUCAAAGUCUUGGUCAUGAUUGGUAUGAUAAAAUAUUUGCUGGUAUUCCAUCAGCACCUCCACAAGCUUACAAACAUAAAUCAUUACCGUAUCGAUUACCAUAUCGUUCAAAUACUUUACUCUAUGUAUUUGAUCCACCACUAUCACGUACAGGUGAACUUCAAUCUUAUUAUAAAGGACAACAAUUAGCACAAUUAGGUGCAACAGUUGAUUAUUGUUAUGCAUCACCUGCAUCACGUAGUAUUCUUACAGCAAAUGCAAUUUUAAAAGGUAUGAAUUGUAGCCAUAUACCAAUGCGUCUUGAACCUUAUUUAUUUGAACCGAUGAAUUGGAAUUCAGCGUUAUUAUUACUUGAUAAAAUAAGUCCAUUUAUGUCAACAGGUGAUUGGAAACAAACAGGUUAUAAUAUUGAUCAACGUUAUCAACGUCUUAGUAAUUAUUUAAAUCCAUAUGAAACUGAAAUAGAUUAUUAUCAUCGAAGUCGAGAAUUUUUCGAAUCAAUUGAACGUCAUCAUAGUAAAAUAUUAUCUCCGACUUAUAGAAAACUUAUUCCAAGACGACAUACAACUAUACUUAUUGUUGGUCAUGCAUCAUCAACAGAAAUGCUUUCAACUAUUGCAUUAAGAAAACAAUUUAAUGCAAAGAGUUUUGCUGAUCAAUGUGCUAAAGUUCCAUAUUUGCAUACAACUAUUCUCGAACGUGAUGCAAUCAGUCGUCAGUGGAAUAUACGUCGUGUUAUGAAUCUUGUUUAG
Messenger RNA from Rotaria sp. Silwood1, 909 nucleotides. Lineage: Eukaryota; Metazoa; Rotifera; Eurotatoria; Philodinida; Philodinidae. The record is from the annotation of a GenBank genome assembly.